Messenger RNA from Coffea eugenioides, 1578 nucleotides. Its product is annotated as E3 ubiquitin-protein ligase RMA3-like. Gene Ontology annotation, biological process: ubiquitin-dependent protein catabolic process. Gene Ontology annotation, molecular function: ubiquitin-like protein conjugating enzyme binding; metal ion binding; ubiquitin protein ligase activity. Gene Ontology annotation, cellular component: endoplasmic reticulum. Lineage: Eukaryota; Viridiplantae; Streptophyta; Magnoliopsida; Gentianales; Rubiaceae. Bases 342 to 1166 code for a protein of 274 amino acids. The transcript is spliced from 2 exons. The record is from RefSeq and is a predicted model, not a curated record.
UCACAAUCUUUUCAUUCAUUUCAUAUUUCUUCGCCACCAUUUGCUCUCCACCAUAUCAUUUCCACUCUCCCUCUUCGCCUCCUCCUCCUCAUCCGCCACCACAUUCCAUCCUCCUUCCCCAUUUCCUGAACUUUUCCUCCCCUUAUAUCUUCCCCUUAAUUUUGCUCAUUUGAUCGGCCUCCCUUCACUAGCCCAUUUCAAUUUUACUUCCACAUUCAUUGAUUUCUUAUCUUAUCUUUAAAUACAGACGCAAAAUAUAAAAGAAAACCAGCCCCCUUUUCUCCUUAUAGACAUUGCAAAGUCUUCUUCAGCUUAUCUUCUUCUGACAUCUUAACUGAUCCAUGGACUCUGAGCAGUUCUUCAGUGAUUCGAGCAUGAGUUUCGAAUUUGAAGAAGAUGAGUCAGUUAAGCAGAAAUCAAAUUCAGUUCCAGCUCCGACUGUUGCCUCUGAGAAUCUAAAUGGAGGUUUUGAUUGCAACAUUUGUCUGGACUCAGCACAUGACCCUGUGGUCACCCUUUGUGGUCAUCUUUAUUGUUGGCCUUGUAUUUACAAAUGGCUCCAUGUUCAGAGCUCCUCCCUCGACUCUGAAGAACGGCCAAAAUGUCCAGUCUGUAAGACUAACAUUUCAAACUCCCUAUUGGUUCCUCUCUAUGGACGUGGAACAUCGUCACCAGAAUCUGAAGCGAGGAAGUGCCAACUGGAUUUGGCUAUACCACAGAGGCCCUCUGCUAUUGGAAUCAAUGCUCUAACCAGUAAUGCAUCAUCAAUAGGGUCUCAUUCACACCAACAACUUCAUGCCAAUCUGUUCCAAUCCCAGCCGGAUUCUUUUCAACAACCGCAGUACUUUCAGCCACAGUUGCAGCCUUUCCAUCACCAGCCAUAUUUCCCCCAUCCUUUUGGUGGUUAUGCAUCCAUGGGACCAUCUGGAUUUGGAAAUACAGCAAUGACCAGUUAUUACAGUCCAACUAUCGUGAUGUUUGGGGAAAUGGUUUUUCCAGGGAUGUUUGCCAGCUCAGGCACAAGUUUGUUUUCCUCUAGCCAUCCUGCUACUGUAAAUGGUGGCCCUAGGAGGAUGAGAAGGCAGGAGCUGCAGGUGGAAAAGUCUAUGCGGAAUUUACUCUCCUUCCUUGUCUGCUGCUUUGUGCUAUGCCUUCUACUUUUCUGAUGUAAGUUUUGUUUGUGUAAUUGUACAAAUUGUGAGACUGUCCUUAUAAAAACAGUCACAGAGAUUAGAUACAUGUAGCAAUUUAGAGGUUUUAGCUGGAUAUGAAAACCUGGCGGACGACAUUUGUCUCCUGUACAUGAUAUAUCUUCUAGUAUUGUUACUUAGAAACUUAUAUCAAGCUCAGAUUGAACUGCUGUUGAAGAAAAAAGGGUGUCAUCCCGGUUUACUCACCCUUCUUUUAGUGAUGUGAGAAGUUUCUCUUGGUGGGUCUCUGUAUCUUGUUUUAGCUGUCAUCCUGUGGCUGAGUUGGAUACCUUAUCAUUUGAACUUUGAAGUGGAAAGAUAAAGGGGGGUUCGCAUCUUCCACAUCAACAUUAUUCUGACUGAUGAACAAGGCAGGAGUGUUUAUGAA